Carassius gibelio (silver crucian carp) is the source of this 3674-nucleotide messenger RNA. Its product is annotated as inhibitor of nuclear factor kappa-B kinase subunit alpha. Gene Ontology annotation, biological process: tumor necrosis factor-mediated signaling pathway; peptidyl-serine phosphorylation; positive regulation of transcription by RNA polymerase II. The record is from RefSeq and is a predicted model, not a curated record. Gene Ontology annotation, molecular function: ATP binding; IkappaB kinase activity. Gene Ontology annotation, cellular component: IkappaB kinase complex; cytoplasm. The transcript has 22 exons. NCBI's taxonomy places the organism in Eukaryota, Metazoa, Chordata, Actinopteri, Cypriniformes, Cyprinidae. The coding region runs from base 395 to 2674 and encodes 759 amino acids.
CCCAAUCUGGCAACACUGCUGGCGUGGCCGCCGUCAACAAUAAUUAUCACAACAGUGCGCCAGUCAGCGCUACCGUGUCUAAUCAUCAAUUUAGGGCAGCAAGUUCUAGUUGUUUUUAUAUUCAGGUGCUCUCUGGUCCUAGUUUGCCGUGCCUGGUGUUAUGGACAGCUGACAUUUGGAGGCUUUUAAGAGACUGUAGGCCAACAGUUCACAUCGAGUUGUUUACGUGUAGCUAGUUAGCCAGUUAGCAAAUCUGACAUCCGAUGCUCGUUUUAGGAUGAAAUGGAUACCUUUUUUGUUUCCCAUGGAUUAAUACGAUCGUUUAACAGGUCCCACAAUUCUCCACAUCAGAUGUGGUCGGUUCAAGCAAGUUAGAAACACAAACUGACGCAAGAUGGAGAAACCUCCUUUCAGACAGAACCAGGUCUGUGGGUCAUGGCUUAUGAAGGAGAGGCUGGGGACAGGAGGAUUUGGACAUGUCUACCUGUAUCAAAAUCAGGAAACCUCGGAAAAGAUUGCUGUGAAGCUCUGUCGCCUUGAACUUAAUGCAAAAAACAAAGACCGAUGGAGUCGAGAGAUCCAGAUUAUGAAAAAGCUGAAGCACCUUAAUGUGGUGACAGCAAAGGAUGUGCCUGACGAGAUGAUGCACAUUGCCCUGAACGAUUUACCGCUUCUAGCCAUGGAAUUCUGUUCCAAGGGAGACCUUCGAAAGUUACUCAGCAAGCCAGAAAAUUGUUGUGGGUUAAAAGAGAGUGAGGUGUUGGCGCUACUCAAUGAUGUUGGUUCUGGAAUCCAGUACCUCCAUGAGAAUAAGAUCAUUCACCGAGAUCUCAAACCAGAGAAUAUUGUGCUUCAAGACAUCAAUGGAAAGCUUGUCCACAAGAUAAUCGACCUUGGCUAUGCCAAAGACCUAGAUCAGGGGAGCCUGUGUACUUCAUUUGUGGGGACUUUACAAUAUCUGGCUCCAGAGCUGUUUGAAGGCAAGUCGUACACGGUCACUGUGGACUACUGGAGCUUUGGCACCAUGAUCUUUGAGUGCUGCUGUGGUUUUCGGCCGUUUCUUCAUAAUCUUCAGCCUGUGCAGUGGACAAGCAAAGUGCGAAACAAAGGUCCUAAGGACAUAAUGGCUGUAGAAGACAUGAAUGGUGAAGUCCGCUUUUCCACCCACCUCCCGUACCCCAACAAUCUGAGCAGGACACUACUGGAGCCCUUGGAGGGGCUGCUACAGCUGAUGCUGAAGUGGGACCCAGUACAGAGGGGAGGAGGAUUGAAUCCAGAAACAAAACAGCCCCAAUGCUUUGGUCUUCUAGAUCAAAUACUGAACAUGAAGGUUGUGCACAUCUUAAACAUGACAACGACCCAGGUUCACUCAUUUCUGCUUAGCCCAGAUGAAGGGCUUCAUUCUCUGCAACAGAAGAUUGAGACCGAGACCAACAUCGAACUUCUGAAUCAAGAGCUUCUGCAGGAAACAGGAGUCAUGCUAGAUCCCAGGAAACCUGCUGCACAGUGUGUGUUAGAUGGAGUAAGAGGAUGGGACAGCUACAUUGUAUAUCUGUUUGACAAGAGUUUGACCAAGUACUCAGGACCUCUAACAGCUAGAACACUUCCUGAGAGUGUGAACUUCAUCGUGCGGGAAACCAAAACUCCGCUUCCUCUGAGUGCCCUUAAAAAGGUUUGGGGUGAGGCGGUAAGCUACGUUUGUGGCCUCAGAGAAGACUAUAGCCGCCUUUUCCAGGGCCAGCGUGCAGCCAUGUUGAGCCUUCUCCGCUAUAACACCAACCUUACGAGAUAUAAGAACAUGAUGUUCUCCUUUUCGCAGCAGCUCAAAGCAAAGCUUGACUUUUUUAAGAGCAGCAUACAGUAUGACUUGGAGAAGUACAGUGAUCAGAUGCAGUACGGCAUAUCCUCUGAAAAGAUGCUGAAGGCUUGGCAGGAAAAUGAAGAGAAGGCUUCUGCGUUUGUACAGGUGGCAGAGAUCGGCCACCUGGAUGAGGAAAUAAUGGCGUUGCACUCAGAAAUAGUUGAGCUUCAGAGAAGUCCUUAUGCUCGUCGACAAGGAGAUGUCAUGGAGCAACUGCAAGACAGAGCAGUUGAGCUCUACAGACAAUUGAAGGCAAAAUGCAAAAUGCCAGACCCUCAGCACGGCUACAGUGACAGCUCUGAGAUGGUGAAGGUCAUUGUACAGACUGUCCAGAAUCAGGACCGGGUACUGAGGGAUCUGUAUGCACACCUCAGUAAAAUCCUUCUGAGUAAGCAGAAGAUCAUCGACCUCUUCCCUAAAAUUGAGAGGACACUGGAGAGCAUUAAGGAGGCAGACAGCACGGUCAUGCAGAUGCAGAUCAAGAGACAGAGAGAGUUCUGGCAUUUACUGAAGAUUGCAUGUGCACAAAACAGCACACGAAGCACUGUGAGUCAGAGUGGAGAGAUGUCCUCCUCGCUGUCGGCAUGGAACCAGACUCAAGCCCAGUGCUCCUCUCGCCUGCCCAUGUCCCUGCAGGUGCCACCACAAGAGGGAGAAACAGUCAAUCAUUUACUCGAGGAGAACCAGCGAUAUUUGAGUCAGCUUACCAGUUUACUGCAAGAAACCACUGAAGAGAAAUCAGAGAGCAUCAUGACUCAAGACUGGAGCUGGACUAAAUAUGAAUCCCUGGUUGCUAAAUCACAACGUUUGUAGAGUCAUGGUGAACCCUGUGACAGGAAGUAACAAGUCAUUCUUUUAAAUACAUUUAUUCAUCAUCACUGGAUCGGGUUUGUGUUGACCUGUAUGAUUUGUUAAUCAUAGAGUAACUACUUUGUCAAUAUCUGGAUUCCUUUAAAAUCACAUUUUGCAGUCUUGUAGCAACUCUCUCUCUCUCUCUCUCUAUAUACAUAUAUAUAUAUAUAUUGAGGAUGCAUUUUUAACUGAUGCAGAACCAAGAACAUGCAAACAAAAUUCAGGCAAUGUAACUCCAGAAAUGUAUUUAUUUACAUACUUCAUUGUUUUCUGUAUGGGCUGAUUGUACUUUUAUUUUAGGUGGUAGAGGUAUUAUAAUAAUUUUUUUUUUUAUGGUAGUUCCGCAUCUGCACUUUAAAGGCUCACUGUGAAUGUUUGGAAAGGUGUGAGGUCUGGCAAUGAAAUUGGUCAUGUUUAAAUAAUGCACUUCAGCUUCACUUUUUGAAAGCUUAAGAAUUCAGUGAGGCUCCAAGUAAAGGUUUACAACAGACAGAUUGAAAGGCAGAACGAUGCUGAGGAAGAGAAAAGCGCAGCUCUUUAGUCACAGGUCCCAUGAAAAUGUGUUUGGUCAGACAUAUACCUGCACAGUCUUUUUAUAUUUUGGAUUUGGCAGUGAUGGCAACAAAAGUCUUCAUAUGAGUUAUUAGCAGCUGGAAAUGAUUGUGAUCAUUCAUCAGUGGGCAAACUAUAAUCAAUAAUCAAAACAGUCUUGUUAUUCCCUUUUUACAUCACAUUUUCAACCAUGUUUUUGUCCAAAGAUGAUCAGCCUUCAUACAAGAGUUCAUCACAGAAUGUUGUAUAAGAUUUUGCAUAUUAUUAUAUUUUAUUUGUUUUGUUGGAUUAUUAUCUAAGGAUAUUUCAGACAUGGGUUAAAAGCAUCUUAUGAAAGAACACCUAGGUUUUAAUGUGUUUACUGUAUACAUGACAAAUAAAGUAAUUAAAGUGAUAUCCGUUAUGUUAA